This is a messenger RNA of Leptomonas pyrrhocoris, 3061 nucleotides long. RefSeq lists its product as hypothetical. Gene Ontology annotation, biological process: hydrogen sulfide metabolic process; glutathione metabolic process. The record is from RefSeq and is a predicted model, not a curated record. Gene Ontology annotation, molecular function: sulfur dioxygenase activity. The transcript has a single exon. The coding region runs from base 146 to 3061 and encodes 971 amino acids. Lineage: Eukaryota; Euglenozoa; Kinetoplastea; Trypanosomatida; Trypanosomatidae.
AGUGCAUUUCGAAACUGGUCUCUUCUACUUUCUGCGAACGGCGGGGCGCGCACUUGUGAGGCCUCACGAACAGCGGAGAGAGGGGCAAGCGUUGUCACGUCGCAGGUGCCGUGAGCAGACCUUCUCAAAAAGGAACAAAUAUACGAUGCGGCGCCCAGGCGAGGCCGGCGCUGCUGAAGAGUGGCAGGCUUCACGCCGUGGACUCACAUUCCAUCCCGUUUUGAUCGAGGUGGCCGGUGGAAUGGAGGAUGAAAUCGUCCACGACGUUACGCAGCGACUGCGCCAGUACCGCAAUCGUUACACUCCCUUGCUGCGCUGCAUGUUCACUCUGGUCGCAACCGCCGUGCCCGAAGCUGAACUGUUCGGCGACGAGCCGGGGUUGGUCACUGCCGGUGCAGAGGGCAGCAGCAGCAGUGGCAGCAGCCGCAGCGUUGGCCGUCCGACAAGCCAACGUGUAGCGCCGCUCUUUACCGCGCCGCGCUGCGCGGUGUCGGUGAACAAAGUGUACCCGCUGGUGCGGCGCCUCUACACGUCACCUCAACCGAGAAUCGGUGACGCUAGCAUGCGUCUUUCCCCUGUCUCUACUCUCGGGACCCUACUAGGCGAAUCGGAGACUGCCACGUCGGCGCUGCUGCUGCCGUGGGUAGAUUGCAGCGAGGCAAGCGACCACAGCAGCAUCACCGCCACCGCCACCGCCACCGCCACUACCGCUGCUGCCUGCCGUCAGCGGGCUGUCCAUCAGUUGGAGGAGUUCAUGUCCUAUCACUUUUUACCGUUUGCCAUGACACACAACACCCUCUCGCCCCCCACCAUCACCACCACGGAUGCAGCUUCUCCCAGCGCUCCCGCCGCGCUCUCAGCAGAGCGAACCUUUGUCUUACGCCACUACGUCAAUGAGGCGAGCCGCACCUCGUCCUUCCUCUUCGCGGACCCUUAUCACUCCCCGUGCAUGCUGUCUUCCGCCGACGUUGGGAAGUCGACGGCGCUGCAAGCCGUGCUGAUCGACCCGCGAGAGGAGCAGGUGGAGGCCUACCUCGCCGACAUCGCCGCCCUCGAUGCCACGCUGUCCUGCGUCAUCUUCACCCAUUGCUACGUCGACGGCAGCGCGGGGCUGUCCGCCCUCGUUGCCCACUUCCCGGCGGUGCGGGUCGUGUCCGGCCUUCCGCUGGCGCCUGCCGGCACGAGGCGCUGCCUCUUCAUCAGCUCCUAUUUGUGCUUAUCCACCGUCGCGAUCCCUGCCUUUUCGCCCGAGUGUCUGCUGGUUGAGGUGCACGCGGGCGGCACGCUGGUGGGACUGUGCCCGGGUGUGCUUUGGAGCACGGAUGCAGCUCCUCGCUGGGACCUCUUGCAGUGGUCAUCGUACCCGGCUGCCCCGCAAACGAGUCGCUCAACAGGUUUGAUGAAUCUUUCCAAGCACGAAGAACACGAAGAGGAAGGAAAGGGUGCCGCGCCGUACGGUGGAGACGUUCGAGAUGCGGCGCUGGCGCACACCCAUCGCGUGUUGAAGGAAUUCUUUUUCGACCCCUACUUGGCUCCGCUGUGCGGUACUGCAACGCCCACACAGGAAAGGGACCGACCAGGCAAGUCCGCACGCGCUGAAGGUGACGCGGCACGCGAUGAAACUAACAGCGCGGUGCCUCCCGCGAUGGAGUCGUCAAAGAAGAGGAUUACAGAUCUGCAGCGCGUGGUGCUGCUCCCCACUCACGGCGGCUACAGCAACGUCACGAAUCAACUGGACCUGUACUGGGCCGUGCACCUCGGCGACCUGUGCCGCAUGAAGCACUCCCGCACCGUCAUUGACACCCUCGCAACGAGCGCGGACGUCUUUGUGAAGUACCACAAGCGCCUCCCUCGGCUGCCGCACCCGCCGCUGUUUGACGCGAGCCGUGUGUUUCACGCGCGGCAGCUGCUGCACUUCAUGUCGGCGGAGCAGCGUGCUCGCUGUGUGGCGCAGCUGCCGGCGGACAUGGGGCGUGCGCUGACCAACUCUUUCGACCCUUUUUUUGCUUCGAUGACGGGAGGCGAUGCCUGCAGCACCAACAGCAGCAGCAGCAAUGCAACGCCGCACGCGUUGACGUCGUUUGUGAACGUCGUGGACGUGCGCGAUGCGAAGGACUACCACGCCCUGCACCUGAGCGGGGCGGUCAAUGUGCCGAUGAGCUUCCCGGGCGUCGCAUACGGCGCACGGCGGGCGGAGUUGUGGCUGCAGUGUGUUCUCGUGCCUCAUCAGCCGGUGCUGGUGCUGUGCGCCGCGGCCUCGCAACGAGCCGAGGUGAAGCGACGUCUGACCGCGCUGUCGCCGGGCUGCACGGUCGUCGUUUUUACGCUGGAGGACCUUCCGCACUUUGCACAACAAGAGGUUCAACCACCACCACCCCAACAAAGCACCAGCGCAUUCGCGGCGGAUGCACCGCCUUCUGCGGCUGUGCCGUGGCAUGAGUUCCACUGCGAGCGGCCCAGAGGGCUGCCAGCGGAGACGCCGAUCCCGCAGGAUGUUGUGUGGGUACGGCACGCCAACGCGCUGGCCCGUUUGACCACGUACGAGCACCUCAUCGCGCUGGAGCCGACCGACACGCAUGUCGUGAUGGACGUGCGCACGCCUUACGAGUUCAAGAACGGCUCGCACCAGCACAGCGUGCACGUGGAGCUGUCGGAGAUGUGCACCUUGGCGGUGGAGGACGCCAUCCAGGCUUCCUCCUCGUCCUCACUCGUGCAGAAUCACCACAGGAACAGCAAUAAUGCGGAGGAGGUGCGGUGGCGCGUUGGCAGUUCGCCGCGCUUGGCGGAUGUAUACCUCGAGAAGUUGCACACCUCGGCGCUGCUCGCGGGACUGCCCGUCGUACGGCAGGAGACGUCGCUGUCAGACGUGGUCAUUUACUGUGCAGGUGGGUACCGGUCGCUCAUUGCGGCCUCGCUGCUGCAGCGGGCGGUGGAGACGUCGGCGAACCCGGCGUGGCGCGCGCUGCACAUCGCGGAUGUCGCGGGUGGCGCUUUUCAGAUAAUGACGCAGCGGCCCGAUCUAUGGCGAGUAAAGGAUCGCUCUAUUAUCUGUAUUAGCUGA